Helicoverpa armigera (cotton bollworm) is the source of this 4330-nucleotide messenger RNA. RefSeq names its product alanine--tRNA ligase, mitochondrial (gene AlaRS-m). Gene Ontology annotation, biological process: alanyl-tRNA aminoacylation. Bases 190 to 3183 code for a protein of 997 amino acids. The record is from RefSeq and is a predicted model, not a curated record. Lineage: Eukaryota; Metazoa; Arthropoda; Insecta; Lepidoptera; Noctuidae. Gene Ontology annotation, molecular function: nucleic acid binding; alanine-tRNA ligase activity; aminoacyl-tRNA deacylase activity. The transcript is spliced from 14 exons. Gene Ontology annotation, cellular component: mitochondrion; cytoplasm.
UUGCAUUUUGUUUGAUUGACAGACAAAUGACAGCAAAAGCUGUCGAAGUUUGCCGAAAUUUACGAAUUUUCUUACAAAACCGUGAAAUGUUGUGUUAACAGAAUAUUUGGUUGCGAAAGUAACUUACAAUCGAGGUGAAAGGCAUAAGAUCUCUGAUUUCUAGUGCCUCGUAACUGCAUAUAACCUAAAAUGCUUCGGGUACCGGUUAGAAGGGGUUUCGUUCACCACCAGCCCGGGGUUCGCUUUCAAUCGUCCAGCAGCUUCAUACGGAGUAGUUUUAUAGACUAUUUCCAGAGUAAACAUGGCCACAAGUACGUCAAGUCUAGCUCCGUGGUCCCUCUGUACGAUGCCAGUGUUCCUUUCGUUAAUGCUGGCAUGAACCAGUUCAAAGGAGUAUUCCUUGGUAAAAUAGCAGCGCCAUGCCUCAGAGCGGUGAACUCACAGAAGUGUGUGAGGGUUGGCGGUAAGCACAAUGAUCUGGACGUAGUGGGCACUGAUGGACAUCAUCACACCUUCUUCGAAAUGCUCGGCAACUGGUCUUUUGGUGAUUAUUAUAAGAAAGAAGCAUGUAAAAUGGCCUGGGACCUCCUCCUAGGUCCAUACCGACUGAAGCCGGACAAGUUGGUGGUGACAUACUUCAUGGGGGAUGCUGCUAUGGGACUGAAGACUGAUACGGAGUGCAGGGAUAUCUGGAGGGCUAUUGGUGUUGCAGACAGCAGGUUACUAGAGAAAGGGUCUAAAGAUAACUUCUGGGAAAUGGGCGCGACCGGGCCAUGCGGCCCGUGCACUGAAAUACAUUAUGUCAACCCUGAUGGCUCCCUGACGGAAAUAUGGAACCUUGUGUUUAUACAGUGUAAUAGAGGAGAAGACGGUAAAGUGAAGCCUCUGUCCAAACAUCAUGUGGACACUGGCAUGGGCUUAGAACGCAUGGCCGCCAUACUGCAGGGCGUGCCUUCUAACUACGAUACGGACCUGUUCCUACCCAUCAUCAGAGCGAUAGAGAAGAACAGUAAAGGCGUGAACCCUUACGGCGGUAGCUACCGAGAGGACGCAACACUGGACGCCGCGUACCGACGUCUAGCGGACCAUAUACGAAUGAUCAGCAUUUGUUUGGCUGAUGGCGUGUUUCCAGCUUCUAGUCUAAACCUCAAACAAAUAAUGCGAAAAUCAUUCAAAAUAUCUACCGACGUGUUCCAAAACCCGAAACUUCUUCGUAUCCUAUACGACGAGGUGGCCGAAAGCCUGGGGUCCACCUACCCUGAACUCCUGGCCAAGGAAGAAGACGCUAAGCUCAUCAUUGACCAUGAGGAGCAGGCUUACGCCAGGAUGCGCUCUGGCCUGAUGAAGAAGUGGAAAGACCUGGUGAAGCAGUAUCCUGAGGUGGAAGCUUUGAGUGAUGUGGAGUUAGCAGGGUUCCAUUUGGGAUAUAAGGAGUUGAAAGAGACGAUGUCGAAAAUAGAUUCGAAAGAAAUUCCAGGCGAUCUGGUGUUCAAACUUUACGAUACGCACGGCUUCCAAGAAGACGUGAUCAGACGCAUCGCUGACCUCAACGGCCUCACCAUCGACAAGCGAGGCUUCUGGAAGCUUCUCUCCAAGCACAGAACGAGGCAUAAGACCGCCUUCAAAGAACAAGCGAAUAACAAAGACCAGCUGUUUAACGAAGCUAUAAAAACCAUGAACAAAAAUGGCUACAGCUACACAAACGACACCUUCAAAUACGACUACGCAGCCAACGGAAAGAAUAUCCAGUUCAAACCGCUCAAAACCAAAGUUAUAGGCAUUUUAAACGAAGAAUGCGUCUUUCUAGACUUUUUGGAAGCAUGCGAAGAUGCACCUUAUUACAUAGUGACUAAAGACACAAAUUUCUACUGCGAGGAAGGUGGUCAAGCGGCUGAUGAAGGCAUUAUAUACGUGAAUGACAAUGUGGCUAUGCAAGUGGACAGUGUGUUUAAGCUCCAAGGGUUUGUGUUUCACAAGGGGUACUUUGCGGUUGGGGGCGGUAGUAGGAAGUGUGUGAACUGUGAUAUGGAAGUGACACUAGAAAUUGAUGAAGAUAGACGUUUGAAACUGAUGCAGAAUCAUACAGGAGUGCAUCUGUUGAAUGCGGCGGUUAGACAGGUGCUGCCCAGGAGUGCGGUGUGUCCCACGGGGUCUAGUGUGACGGAUAAGGGCCUUACUCUGCACUUGUCGGUCUAUGGAGAUAAAUUGUCGCAGAAUGUCAUUUUGGAUGUGCAGAACCUUAUUAGGGAAUCAAUAAGCUGCAACGCGCCAGUAGAGACCCGCAUCGUAGACAGCGUCCAGCUGACCCGAGAAAGCGGAGUGUUGAGCAUCCCCGGCGAGACCUACCCCGAGCUGGGCCUGCGCCUCGUGUGCGCGGAGCCCCCGCUACUCUCCAAGGAACUAUGCUGCGGCACCCACGUGCCGUCGACAGGCGUGCUGGAAGAGUUCUGCAUCACGCUGGUGAAGGGUGCCGGGGGGCAGAGCCCUACGCUGCACGCGCUCACCGGGGAGCGGGCUAAACAGGCCCGCGAACUAUUCUGCCGAGCAGAGAAACUGGACCAAGUAAUAGACCUGAUAGAGCCAGAACGCAAAAAGGAAGAGGUUUCUCUUAUCAAGCAACAGCUGGCAGAGUUAUGUGGUGGUAAUGGAGCGCCUUACGGGGAAUACGCCAAGUGUUUGGCGCUUCUAGACAGCUUCGCCAAUAGAGCGGUCAAUAAGAACGAUCAGGCGCUGCAUGCUAUAGCCGAGGCCGAAGUCCAGGAAGUGGUCUCGCAAGCAGCUCAAGAGGGUCGCCGCUUCGUGGUGCACUUCCUCCGCUGUUCGUACCUGAUGCAGAGCGAGGGUGUCAGAGCCGUGCUGGCGGAGAGGCACAGCAUGCCCACCAUGGUGCUGGGCUGUGCGGGGGGAGUGCUGGUCGCCGCGUGUACUGUGCCGCAGGAGCUGGUGACGUCGUCGUUCUCAGCGCACAGCUGGCUGGCGUGCGCGGCGCGGGCACUAGGGGCGCGACCGCAGGGAGGGGCGUCAGCCACCACACUCGCCGAGAUGACGCCUACCAAGGUGAGCCUAAUAAACUGCGAGCAACUAGUCCAAGACGCAAUGCGCGUCGCCAUCAAGUUCGCUAAAUCCCACAUUAAGGAGAACACGGAAGAUUCUAGAACGACGCAGACUAGACAACAGAACUGAAAGCAUAAAUUAUGAAUAAUACUUUUUAUUUUGAGACUGUGAGUUUGUUCAACUAAGAUCUUUUAGGGGUACCGAUUUUUUUGUGCAGUUGACAUUUAGCUGAUGAAGCUAACAAUUUUCAAAGAAAAAUAGCAUUUUUUGUACUGACAGACAGAAUUGUCAACUACUCCAAAAAAGGUAAGAUACAAAAAUAUGAAUAUGAGUUAAAAUGAAUAGUUUCAACUAUUCGAAUUUAUUCAACGUCUUAGCAUAAUAUUAUACAAACUUGGGAAAUAUUUAACUCAACCCGAGUUUGGUGAACAAAAUAAAAGUUGUCUGUCCUAUUGAUUAAAUUCUAUCUUUUUAUCUCAAUAUAUGCCGCCUUAAAACAUUUAUAAAGUCAAUAAAAGACAGUCGGUUCGGCAGCUUGGCUGGCUUUGGCCGAUGUUAAAUUACUUCAAUAGAUUUUCAACCUUAUCGCAAUAGUUAAAAGUUUAUGUUCGAAUGGCAAAAUUGUACAGAUUCAGGUUGAACUGCUGGCGUCUGUACAAGGUAAAAAAAUAUUGCGUUAUUCUGUAAAAAUCUCGCGCAUUAAUAGAAUCGAUAAAAUGUGUGCGUCAGAAACACUGCUAGGAUAUGAUAAAAUCUGGAUUUAUUGAAAAUUGUUUAGUAUCAUUUUUAUUUAUUAUGUCUAUUUAUCCUAAAAAGUUAUACAAUAAUUUUAAUAAUUCAAUGUUUUAUUUUUACAAUAUUUAUGAGACUAGGGAAAUGUAUUUUGGAAUUUGUUUCGAGUCGUUUACUUGGUUUAUUUUAUCUGUGGCACCGAUCAGUUAGAUUAUACAGCCAAGAAACACGUACAGUCAGUGCAAAAAGUUGUUCGGAUUUCAGAAAAAAAUAUUUUCGCGUUAACAAUAUUAUUUUAAAUGAACUUUACCUAAUAUAAUAUUUUGCAGUUGCAAGCCGACUUAUAGUUUUCGAAUAUCCUGUUUACACAUGACUGUACUGUUGGUACUACAUAAAGACAUAAUUAUUGUAUUUUUAACUACAUAUAUUGAACUGCCUUAUUAAUAUUAGAAUUUGAAUGAAAUUCGAAAUGUAUAGUAGCAAGUCUUCCUGUAAAUAAAUUAGUGUCUACCUCUAUUUUUUGUAAAUAAAACACGUUACAAAG